AUGGGUCUACUGCUCGGGGAUAUCCAUUACGACCACAGGGGCCGAACCCCAGUGGUCUCUGCAAAGAUUUGGGGUGCUGCCCCGCAUGUUCGGGCAGACAGGAGAAAAGAUCGAGUUGAGACCACUCCGGAGCAGCUGGCAGCAGCGUCUGCCGAGGCUGAGAGGAUGUCAGCAGCCACUGGCAUGAGGACACGUGUCAUUGGGUGGUACCACUCGCACCCACACAUCACUGUUCACCCAUCCCACGUUGACGUGCGCACACAGGGUAUGUAUCAGAUGCUAGACGAGGGCUUCGUGGGGCUCAUAUUUUCCGCCUUCAACCGAGCCUCCUCGCAUGCGCAAGUGAGUUGCAGGUCAGCUGCAGGCGGUGGCGUUUCAGUCUGUGUCAGCCCGCGACAAGGAGCAGCGGGAGUAGCGGUCACGGCACACACCGGCACGGGGGCAGUGGGCGCAGCUAGGCACCAAGAGCACUCCUCGCACCCUUCUGUUUCCGACCUCGAGCCUCAGGAGUUGGCAGUGGUGCUGGCUGCUGUGGAUGAUGACGUCCCAUCAUCUGACUUCACAUCACGGCAUGGGAGGAUGUUGCUGAUGGAGGAGAAGGAGGCGUAUGAGAGGGCAGUAGAGCACGCAGGCAGGCACGGUGAGCCUAACCCUUUGGAGUUGAUACACCACCACGCCACCUAUCAAGCUGCCUUGUGCCGCUUAAUGGAAACCUGCGUCGCGACGUCCGCCGCUAAAUCGCCGAUGCUGGCGGAAGCGGAGAUCCAGGCUCGAGGAUACCGAGCGGAAGCGGCGCACCUCAAGUCAGUGCUGGCAACAGUGUUGGGCGAGUUCCGUGACGUGGACACCACGGAAGCAGUAGCUCAGAUAGCAGAGCUCUGCCAGCUGCUCGCUGUCACGGACCCGCACUGCCUCCCCAGCGCCAUCACCCACCUGUCCACGCGUGCAUGGCACUGCGAGCAGCUGCUGCAGCGGAUGGAGCACACCCAGACCAGCCUGCAGGCAAGGCAGGAGCAGGUGGCUUCUCUUGCUGAGUGCAUUGAAAG
Messenger RNA from Closterium sp. Yama58-4, 1046 nucleotides. The record is from the annotation of a GenBank genome assembly. NCBI's taxonomy places the organism in Eukaryota, Viridiplantae, Streptophyta, Zygnematophyceae, Desmidiales, Closteriaceae.